This is a messenger RNA of Lipotes vexillifer (Yangtze River dolphin), 3983 nucleotides long. RefSeq names its product neuroligin 3 (gene NLGN3). Gene Ontology annotation, molecular function: neurexin family protein binding. NCBI's taxonomy places the organism in Eukaryota, Metazoa, Chordata, Mammalia, Artiodactyla, Lipotidae. The record is from RefSeq and is a predicted model, not a curated record. The transcript has 8 exons. Gene Ontology annotation, cellular component: membrane. Bases 335 to 2881 code for a protein of 848 amino acids.
CCCUCGGUGCGCGGGCACAGCAGCCAGGCUGCCGGAGAGCAGAUCUCGGGGAUUCGGGUGCGAAGCCCUUGGCCUGGAGGCGAUAUGGGUGGUCCGUGGCCCGGUUCAGUCGCUCGCAACAGCCCGGGGAACAGGCCUGUCUGGCCCUGAGGGAGCCCCCUUUCUGAAGCUGUGGUGCUCGGAAGACCUGCUCUCUACGUUGCCGGGCACCUGUAGGUGUCCCUCGAGAGCUCAGUUUUGAGGUUCAAGUCAGUGUGGCCAUGAAGGGGCUGCCUAUUGGGCUGAUGCUGUGACCCCGGAGUCUGCCUUUCCUGCCAGUCCCCCGGCCCGGAACAUGUGGCUGCGGCUUGGCCUGCCCUCGCUGUCCCUGAGCCCCAAGCCCACAGUUGGCCGGAGACUGUGCCUCACCCUGUGGUUCCUGAGCUUGGUGCUGAGGGCCAGUACCCAGGCCCCAGCACCCACAGUCAAUACUCACUUUGGGAAGCUAAGGGGUGCCCGGGUACCAUUGCCCAGUGAGAUCCUGGGGCCUGUGGACCAAUACCUUGGGGUGCCCUACGCAGCCCCCCCCAUCGGCGAGAAACGUUUCCUGCCCCCUGAACCACCCCCAUCCUGGUCGGGCAUCCGGAACGCCACACACUUUCCCCCAGUGUGCCCCCAGAACAUCCACACAGCUGUGCCCGAAGUCAUGCUCCCUGUCUGGUUCACGGCCAACUUGGAUAUCGUCGCUACUUACAUUCAGGAGCCCAACGAAGACUGCCUCUACCUGAACGUCUAUGUGCCCACGGAGGAUGUAAAGCGGAUUUCCAAGGAAUGCGCCCGAAAGCCCAACAAGAAAAUUUGUAGGAAAGGAGGAUCCGGCGCUAAGAAACAGGGCGAGGACUUAGCGGAUAAUGACGGGGAUGAAGAUGAAGACAUCCGGGACAGUGGCGCUAAGCCUGUCAUGGUCUACAUCCAUGGAGGCUCUUACAUGGAAGGGACAGGCAACAUGAUUGACGGCAGCGUCCUGGCCAGUUAUGGCAACGUCAUCGUCAUCACCCUCAACUAUCGGGUUGGAGUGCUAGGUUUCCUGAGCACUGGCGAUCAGGCUGCCAAGGGCAACUAUGGGCUCCUUGACCAAAUCCAGGCCCUCCGCUGGGUGAGCGAGAAUAUCGCCUUCUUCGGUGGCGAUCCCCGCCGUAUCACCGUCUUUGGCUCGGGCAUUGGCGCGUCCUGUGUCAGCCUCCUCACGCUAUCGCAUCACUCUGAGGGGCUUUUCCAGAGGGCCAUCAUCCAAAGUGGUUCUGCUCUGUCCAGCUGGGCUGUGAACUACCAACCAGUGAAGUACACCAGCCUGCUGGCAGACAAGGUAGGCUGUAACGUGCUAGACACCGUCGACAUGGUGGACUGUCUUCGGCAAAAGAGUGCCAAGGAGCUGGUAGAGCAGGACAUCCAGCCUGCCCGCUACCAUGUGGCCUUUGGCCCCGUGAUUGACGGUGAUGUCAUUCCUGAUGACCCAGAGAUUCUCAUGGAACAGGGCGAGUUCCUCAACUAUGACAUCAUGCUAGGUGUCAACCAGGGUGAGGGGCUCAAGUUUGUGGAAGGGGUGGUGGACCCUGAAGAUGGUGUCUCUGGCACUGACUUUGACUACUCAGUCUCCAACUUUGUGGACAAUCUGUAUGGCUAUCCUGAGGGUAAGGACACCCUGCGGGAGACCAUCAAGUUCAUGUACACAGACUGGGCAGACCGUGACAAUCCUGAGACCCGCCGUAAAACACUGGUGGCGCUCUUCACUGACCACCAGUGGGUGGAGCCCUCAGUGGUGACAGCUGAUCUGCAUGCCCGCUAUGGCUCGCCUACCUACUUCUACGCCUUCUACCAUCACUGCCAGAGCCUCAUGAAGCCUGCUUGGUCAGACGCAGCUCAUGGGGAUGAAGUACCCUAUGUUUUUGGUGUCCCUAUGGUAGGCCCCACUGACCUUUUCCCCUGCAACUUCUCCAAGAAUGACGUUAUGCUCAGUGCUGUCGUCAUGACCUACUGGACCAACUUUGCCAAGACCGGGGAUCCCAACAAGCCGGUCCCCCAGGACACCAAGUUCAUUCACACCAAGGCCAACCGCUUUGAGGAAGUGGCCUGGUCCAAAUACAAUCCCCGAGACCAGCUCUACCUUCACAUCGGCCUGAAGCCAAGGGUCCGUGAUCAUUACCGUGCCACUAAGGUGGCCUUUUGGAAACACCUGGUGCCCCACCUAUACAACCUGCACGACAUGUUCCACUACACGUCCACAACCACCAAAGUGCCGCCCCCAGAUACCACCCACAGCUCCCACAUCACCCGCAGGCCCAAUGGCAAGACCUGGAGCACCAAACGACCAGCCAUCUCACCUGCCUACAGCAAUGAGAAUGCCCAAGGGUCCUGGAACGGGGACCAGGAUGCAGGGCCGCUCCUGGUGGAGAACCCUCGUGACUACUCCACUGAAUUAAGCGUCACCAUCGCCGUGGGGGCCUCCCUCCUCUUCCUUAAUGUCCUGGCCUUCGCUGCCCUCUACUAUCGGAAGGACAAGCGGCGUCAGGAGCCCCUGCGGCAGCCCAGCCCUCAGAGGGGAGCCGGGGCUCCUGAGUUGGGAGCUGCUCCCGAGGAGGAGCUGGCAGCACUGCAGCUGGGCCCCACCCACCACGAGUGUGAGGCGGGUCCCCCCCAUGACACCCUGCGCCUCACUGCACUGCCCGACUACACGCUGACCCUGCGGCGCUCCCCUGAUGACAUCCCACUCAUGACCCCCAACACUAUCACUAUGAUCCCCAACUCCCUGGUGGGGCUGCAGACAUUGCACCCCUAUAACACCUUUGCUGCAGGGUUCAACAGUACCGGGCUGCCCCACUCACACUCCACCACCCGGGUAUAGCUGCAGCCCAGAGCACAGCAUAUAUCCUGGCUCUGUCCCUCCCGGAUCCACGAACACACACACACACACACACACACACACACACACACACACACAGACAUAUAUGUAUACGCACGCACCCACACCCGACAGCAGACCCACCCGCACAAACAUAGACAGAUGUGGGCAUGCACCCGCAUGUGCAACAACACAAAUAAGGAAGUAAACCUGAACAAACCCUUCAAGUGGGGACACAAACGAGUCCUUGGGGAACUGAGGACCCGUGGAACAGCAGCUGAAGCCGGCUCCCCGAGCCUGACCACAGACACUACUGGGGAGCCUGAAGCACCAGCUGGACACCCCCUUGGUGCUCGCCUUCCACCUCUCUUGGAACUGCACCACCGACCAACUCCAGACUUGGGAGCUUUAAAGAGCAGAGUAGCUCUUUCUCUCCCAGACUUGGUCUUUUUUCUGGGUCUUGUUUUUGUUGAUUUUUAAAAAAAAAUUUGGAACAAAUGCUUCUCCAACCGAUGGGUGCAAAGAAGCUCCGGAAGGGAGGGCUCCAGGCCCAGGUCUCUCUGGCUCUGGAACUCCCAGUGCUCACACAAUCCGACCAAGGAACAUGGCCCCCAAGAAAGAAACAGGUUCCAGCAAAACCAUGGGGAGAAGGAGGAAGGGGGCUCUCACUGGAUGGGGUUGGAGGGCCUUAGGGGGCAACUUGCCAGCCACCUCUGUAUCUCUGCGGAGGGCUGCAGAGACCACAGGGUGACCUGCGUCCCCCAUAGGCCAGGAGCAUCGGCCUAGCUAGACCAGGCAGGGGACUGCAAAUUUGGUGAAGGAGGUUUUGUGGAGGCCAUGUGAUUAUCGGUGCCCUGGGUACAAUCUGGGUUCUGCCUCUGCCCUUGGGGUAAUGCUAUCAGAAAUUCACCCCAUUUUCUUUACAGAGUCUCUUUUGUGUCUGUCAUUUCUCUUUCAAAAAGGUGGUGUUUUUUGUUGUUGUUGGCUUUUUUUUUUAAAGAAAAGUUCUUAAAGCACUAACGGAAACCCACAGAGUUUGUCCUUUGUAAAAAUUUUAAACACAGUGUCUUGAUAUAAAAAUAAAAAAUCCAAUUAGCACUCCCAA